AUGAAGGGGCUACUGGUUCUGACGGCUCUUUUUGUAGCUGUCUUUUGCAAAGAGACUUUUGAGGGACAUCAGGUUCUUCGGAUCACCGCACAAGAUGCAGCACAGAUCGCUCUCCUGAAAGAGCUCUCUGAACAACAACAUCUUAGGAUGGACUUUUGGAUGGAGCCCAUUCACGAGUCUCUUCCUGUUGAUGUCCGUAUCCCAUUCGACAGUCUCCAGGCUGUCAGGGUUUUUCUGGCAUUCAAUAACAUCCAGUAUCGUGUCAUGAUCGAGGAUGUCCAGGAUUUGCUGGAGGAGGAGCAACGUCAGAUGUUAAAACAUCGUGCUGUUAGCACUGAUGACUUUAUCUACAGUAACUACCAUGACUUGAGCACUAUUUACUUAUUCAUGAAUAUGCUCGUGGCAGAGAACAGCGGUCUGGUUAGACAAAUUCAAAUUGGUCAGAGCUACGAGGGUCGCCCUUUGAACGUCCUGAAGUUCAGCACUGGAGCAAACCGUCCCGGCAUCUGGAUCGACACUGGCAUCCACUCCAGAGAAUGGGUCACACAGGCCAGUGGAAUUUGGUUUGCCAAGAAGAUUGUGAAUGACUACGGACGCGACUCCAUCCUUACAGACAUCCUUAACAAGUAUGACAUCUUCCUGGAGAUUGUCACCAACCCUGAUGGCUACCAGUUCACCCACAGCAGCAACCGCAUGUGGCGUAAAACCAGAAAGCCAAACCCCGGCUCCAGCUGUGUUGGAGUUGACCCCAACAGGAACUGGGAUGCUGGUUUUGGAGGGGGUGGUUCUAGUAACAAUCCCUGUACUGAGACCUACCGUGGACCCAGCCCUCAUUCAGAGCCAGAGGUCAAAGCCAUUGUGGACUUUGUGAAAUCUCACGGCAACAUCAAGGCUUUUGUGUCCAUUCACAGCUAUUCCCAAAUGCUCCUAUACCCAUACGGAUACAAGUCCACUCCUGCCAAAGACCAGGCAGAACUGCAUGAGCUAGCCAGAAAGGCCAUCACUGAACUGCAGUCUUUGUAUAACACUCGCUACACUUACGGCAGCAUCAUUACCACCAUCUACCAAGCCAGUGGAGGUACUAUUGAUUGGACCUACGACCAGGGCAUCAAGUACUCCUACACCUUUGAGCUGAGAGACACCGGUCGCUAUGGUUUCAUUCUGCCUGCCAAUCAGAUCAUCCCCACUGCUCAGGAGACAUGGCUCGCUCUGAUGGCCAUUAUGGAGCACACUAAGAAUAAUCCAUAUUAA
Molecule: messenger RNA, 1251 nt
Organism: Triplophysa rosa
Lineage: Eukaryota; Metazoa; Chordata; Actinopteri; Cypriniformes; Nemacheilidae
Product: carboxypeptidase A1-like
Exons: 11
Coding region: 1-1251 (416 amino acids)
Biological process (GO): proteolysis
Molecular function (GO): metallocarboxypeptidase activity; zinc ion binding
Source: RefSeq, a predicted model, not a curated record